This is a messenger RNA of Cotesia glomerata, 1939 nucleotides long. RefSeq names its product somatomedin-B and thrombospondin type-1 domain-containing protein-like. The transcript has 5 exons. Lineage: Eukaryota; Metazoa; Arthropoda; Insecta; Hymenoptera; Braconidae. The record is from RefSeq and is a predicted model, not a curated record. Bases 585 to 1379 code for a protein of 264 amino acids.
UCGAUGCGAGGGUUCACUGAGGAGACACUUUUAAAUUGUUAUCGAUGUUACGGAAAUUUCGUUGUUAAAUUUUUGUUUAAAAAAUUUUUUUUUUUAAAAAACUUCUAGAAAAAAAUUUUUAAUUUAAACUUUUUAAUUUUUAAAUUGACUGCAAGUAUUUGAAUAAUUUAAUAAAAAGUUUCAGGAGUUGUAAAUUGUAAUAGCAACUUAUUUUUAAUUGGUAACAGAGUUCGCUUAGAAUAAAAGUGAUUAAUUGAUAAAAUUAUUCUCUAAUUAGAAGUGAUUUAAACGUGGAAAAGUUUCGGCCAGUAAAAGUGUGAUGAAAGGAUUAAUUAACGUGUGAGUAACGUGAUUAGCGAUGACUUUUAUAAAACAAAAUUGUUUAUUAGUGAAACAAGGCGACAGUGCAAGAGGAUUUCAACAGUGUACACGCUCACUUCGUAAUUAGAAAAAUCAAUAAGCCUCGGUUUUAUUCAUUCAUUUUUUGUUUGUCAAGCCGACUAAUUCACGAAAUUUGUCUUUAAAAAGUGGAAAUUUUAUCGAAUUAUUUUUAGUUUUUUUCGAUUUGGAUUUUAUCAGUGGAAAUGAGGAAGCUGAAAGCCCUGCAAUAUUUUAUUGCAAUAGCAGUUUCUUUGGUGGACAAAAGCGCCGGAGGAAGUUGUAGGGCUGCGAAAUUGUGCUGUCAAGGCCGCGACUCCGGCUGUGUUAUACAGAAAGUAUCUCCAAAUGCCAUUAUCGAGAGUCCCAAAGAUAAGCCUUGUUACUGCGAUCAUGCUUGUCUUAAAUUAAAUGACUGCUGUAGCGACUUUCGGGAAACUUGUAGUGUAAUCGAUUGUGAAGUUAGUGAAUGGGGAACAUGGUCAGCUUGUGACAACUUGUGUGGAGUCGGUAUUCAAACAAGAAUACGCGUCGUCACCAAGUCUAAACAAAAUGGCGGUAAACAUUGUCCGCAAUUAGAGCAAUCUAGGGUAUGUCAAGAACACGUCGGAUGUCGGCAUUCAGAAAGGGAUUUAUUGUAUAAAACCAACGUGACUCUGCUCACGACAUGGCAAGAGAUGAAUCCCGAGCUAAAUGAAACAAUCGCGACGAAACAAGGAACGUGCUCGGCUUUUACCGUAAUUUGGGCGUCCAGGGCUUGCAGCAAGGACUUUCCAGGCGUUACACUUGGAGCACAAAUUUGUGUCAUGUGUCAUAGUGAGUCAGAGAGCGUAAGCUGUCAAAAUAACCAGGAUCCAUUGGGACCUACCGGAAUCGGCAGGUGGAAAAUAAUAACAUCAGAAUCUGCGCGGUGUCACGGAAAAUGGAUCACCAGCGCGAAUAAUAUCGAGCAGUUUGAUGUCAAUGAGUGCAAAGAAGCAACGUCUUUCGUGUAUGUUUAAGAUCAAAAACAACCCUACCGUCCAUUUUACUAAAAUUUCAAUUAAAAAUAAUUGAUAUUAAUUACCGAAACAGGUACAAUGGAUUGGCGCUUAGUCUGUAAAUAAAUUAGUCAGUAAUGAUAGUAUUCAAUAAAUAAUUAAUAAAGUAAACUAUAAUUAUAAUUAUGGUACUAAUAAUAAUAAAUAAUAAAUAAUAAAUUCAUUCAAUAUUUGGGAUAUUUAAUAAAAAUGUGAUUAUCAACAAAAUUAAUGGAUUAAUUAAUCCCCAAUAUUUUUCUUAUUGUUAGCAGAAUAUAAUAACUUUAAAUUAAUAAACGUAUGUGUAUAAUUGUAUAGACGAGAGUACAGCCCGCAGAUAUAUUCCUGAUAUGAUACAUUAUAUUAUAUUAUAUAUUGUACUGUAAUGUAAUGUAAUAUGUAAGUGAAAUAAUGAAAAUGGAACGGCAAUGACAUAUCAAAUAUCACGUAAAGAAUUAAAAAUAAUGUGAGUCGGGCAUGAUCGAUGACCGGCUCUGAUUGUCUGUACCAUCUAAUGCAUAAAUAAAAAUUCAUAAAAAUUA